AUUACCUGGAAUAUAGAUAGCUACAGCUCUUGAAAGAAUCAAGUAUAGGGUUUGUAAUGGAUCCAAAUGCAGCUCCCUCAAAACCAUAUUUCCACAUUGCCAGUGAGCACCAGCUCCCUCUAAAAGCAGAGUGCUUGAUCUUUUUCCAGUUGCCAAGCAGCUUGCUACAGAGCUUUUAUAUUUUGACAGAGACCACCGUCUGUGUAUGACAUGUAAAAUAUGAGCACCAGAGAUGUGAAUUGUUGGAAAUGCUGACUCCAUUUUUAUUAUGUCAUUAUCAAUUCUUCGUCAUGUUAUCCACUAUGCAUAUAGUUUUCAAUGACUUGUAAAUCUUUGCCAUUCUUCUGAAGGCCACCAGUUCAAGCUUCCAGUAGUGCUUGGACUCAUAAGCAUCUGUGAUCACUGAGUUGCCAUUUUCUGUUCCUGGUUAUUAUGAUCUUAAGCACCACCACCACUACCCCAAUCAAAAGCAGCACUGUAUCUUUUUUAAACUUUGGUGCACUGCCAAAGAAAGUUCUGAAAAACAGGAAAUGACAACAGAGAAUAGAGGGAGACAUCCUCCAAAGUCAACUGCUGGACUCUAAAGCUGAAGAACAUGAACAAGGAGUCAGAUGGAGCCAGGUAGUGGGCACAGCCAUUUGUUCCUACUGUACUUACCAAGGAUGUGAAUUAAGAGUUCAGGUAGGAAAAAGAGUUGUUACUGGUACCCUUUUACCGAAUUAUUAAGUGUUCACAGUAUGGUAAGUGUGGGUUUCAAUAGAGAAAAAGGAAAGUAUAGUAUGACAAAGAUUGACAAUGUCACGAUGAGGCAGCUGGAGAUUCUGGGGUGGUCGCGGGUGUCAAACUUGCGUUCCAACCAUAGUUAGCAGUGUUCAAAUGCCUGUUGAGAUAUAGAACACCAACCUGGUUAAUACCCAGCUUAUCAAAUCCACAGCCUGUUGGUACAAUUAGGACUAUAAAACUGAAACUUGUUAAAGGCAGCCAUGCCUUUCAUUAGCUUUAUGAUAAGAAGGUGCACAGAAGUCAAAUAAUGCCUCUCUUAUCUCACUUCACUUUGCAGACUUCACAGGGUCAACUUAGGAGCAUAUCAUGCAGAACGUGCUGGCACUGUUUCCCAAGUGUUCACUGAGCCAAGAGCAGGUACAUAGUCAUGGGGCAGAUACAGUACGUUGCCUGUGUGCAGAAAUAGGAGCCUCUAGUUUUACACACCGCCACCAGAGCUCAGGGACGGGGCUGGGCUAGAGAAGAGGCCAAUCUCCAGAGAGGAAGUGUUGUGUUACCGGGGAAGUACACAAACCCAAAUCCCAGUCUUGGCUUCUUGGAAGCAGCAUAUUGCCAGCUGAGGUGGGUCUGCAGGGAGGACGGCAGAAAUGUUCUGCACACGGAAAGACACUGGCCAAAAGAAGACCCUAGACAAGAAAGAUGGGCGAAGGAUGUCUUUUCAGAAGCCUAAAGGAACUAUUGAGUAUACUGUUGAAUCAAGAGAUUCUUUGAAUAGCAUAGCCCUGAAAUUUGACACCACACCCAACGAGCUUGUUCAGUUAAAUAAGUUAUUCUCCAGAGCAGUCGUGACUGGGCAGGUUUUAUACGUUCCUGAUCCCGAGUGCGUCUCCAGUGUUGAGAGCUCUCCAUCUCUAAGCCCAGUAAGUCCUCUGUCGCCAACAUCGUCCGAGGCUGAAUUUGAUAAAGUCACUACUCCUGAUGUCCAUCCAAAAGAAGUACAUCCCUUAUCCUCUGUUAGCAGUAUUCGGCCUUCAAGAGUUGUGUCUUCAACUUCUGAGGAAGAGGAGGCAUUUACUGAGAAAUUUCUCAAAAUCAAUUGCAAAUAUAUCACCAAUGGCAAGGGCACUGUCAGUGGUGUGCUGUUAGUCACACCAAACAAUAUAAUGUUCGAUCCACAUAAAACAGACCCCUUGGUUCAAGAGAAUGGCUGUGAGGAGUACGGCAUCAUGUGUCCGAUGGAAGAGGUGAUGUCCGCUGCCAUGUACAAAGAAAUUUUGGAUAGCAAAAUAAAGGAAUCCUUGCCCACAGAAAUAGAGGAAUUGUCAGGAAGGGACUUCUGCCGUGCCAAGAAAAUGACAGGCCUCAGUGCUGAGGACACGGACUCGAGAGCCCGCGAUCCAGGUAACGGCAGUGGCAGCACUGCCCCCAGGAGCACCGAGGAGUCUUUCUCUGAGGAUGUCUUCACCGAGUCCGAGCUCUCUCCUGUCCGGGAGGAACUCCUCUCCUCAGAGCUGCGACAAGAUCAGUCAUCUGGCGCUUCGUCAGAAUCUGUGCAAACUGUCAGUCAGAUGGAAGUAGAGUCUUUGGCAGCCAAGUCGGAGCCUACUAAUAUUCCUGACCACAUUAACACACAUACUGGACGUUCUUCACAUGAAGGGCCUUUAUCUCAUGAAACUGGUUUAAGUAGUCUUGAAAUGGCUGCUAAAGAAGGAGAUAAGGCUACAGAAAAACUUGAAGAAGUCUCAGGCCCUAAAGAACAAAGCACAGAUGUGAGAGGUCAGGAUGAGCAGGAUUCUGCCCAUCCUGAAAGCUCACUACAGCAACAGGAAGGUGAAGGAAAGGUCCCUUCUGGAGAAACUGUGGAACUUAAAGAAAAGCCAGCUGCUCCGAAGGAAAAACCAGGGAAAGAGCAAAAACGGGAGUCAGAGACUGAAGUGGAGGAGCUACGCAAACUCUGGAAAACGCACUCGAUGCAGCAAGCUAAGCAGCAGAGAGACACGAUUCAGCAGGUGUCACAGAAAGAAAGUAAACAUAAAAGUGCCUCUGCGGAUGGACAUGCGGACGGCGCUUCACUUUUAAAGGAUAAGAGAAGGCAUCGAUUACAUAAAUUCUUAUGUCUCCGAGUUGGAAAACCGAUGAGAAAAACAUUUGUAUCUCAAGCCAGUGCUACAAUGCAACAGUAUGCACAAAGAGAUAAGAAACAUGAAUAUUGGUUUGCAGUGCCACAAGAAAGGACAGAGCAUUUGUAUGCCUUCUUCGUUCAGUGGAGUCCAGAAAUAUAUGCAGAAGAUACUGGUGAAUAUACCAGAGAGCCUGGAUUCAUAGUAGUCAAAAAGAUUGAAGAGUCUGAAACAGGUGAAGAUGCUACUGGUGAAGCCGCAGCCAGGGAGUGGGAGGUAGUGUCAGUGGCUGAGUAUCACCGCAGGAUCGAUGCUCUAAAUACAGAAGAACUGCGCACACUCUGCAGACGUCUCCAGAUUACUACAAGGGAAGACAUCAACUCAAAGCAGGCUGCUCCAGCAAAAGCAGACCUGGAGUCUGAAUCUUUCCGACCAAACCUAAGUGACCCCAGUGACCUCUUACAGCCUGAUCAGAUUGAAAAGCUUACUAAGCAUCUCCCACCAAGAACCAUUGGCUAUCCAUGGACACUUGUGUAUGGCACUGGGAAGCAUGGCACAAGUUUGAAGACCCUUUAUAGAACAAUGACAGGUUUAGACACUCCAGUGCUGAUGGUGAUUAAAGACAGUGAUGGACAGGUCUUUGGUGCACUAGCAUCUGAGCCAUUUAAAGUAAGUGAUGGCUUCUAUGGUACUGGAGAAACCUUUGUUUUUACCUUCUGUCCAGAAUUUGAGGUCUUUAAGUGGACAGGAGAUAAUAUGUUUUUUAUCAAAGGAGACAUGGAUUCAUUAGCAUUUGGUGGUGGAGGAGGAGAAUUUGCCCUUUGGCUUGAUGGAGAUCUCUACCAUGGGAGAAGCCAUUCCUGUAAAACCUUUGGAAAUCAUACGCUUUCUAAGAAGGAAGAUUUCUUUAUCCAAGACAUUGAAAUCUGGGCUUUUGAAUAAACUCAGUGCUCUCAGUCUUAGCAGGACAUCGGCCCAAACCUGAAAGGACAAAGCAUUGUUUGGAAUGUUCAAGAAGCAAUACAAUUCACAUGUCACUCGUGCUCUCAAGUCAGUCCUUUGCCAUUUACUGCAGCUAUAAUUUUGGAGUUUAUUUUUCAAAUCAUGUUUCUGUCCCAGAGUUCUUUUGUUUACACCAUGGCCUGGGUUCCUGUAGUAUAACAGCUGGGUGGGGUUUAUCAGCAUAUUGCAGCAUUUUGAUCAGAGAGGCCACCACAUUUUCAGUUCCUGUUAUCUCAGUCUCCCAAUUGGAUGGUGCUCUGUUGUUCAACUUCUUUUUUAAUCUAUAUUGUUUCUUUUUAUAGAGCAGUGUACUUGGGACAUUGAGGAAAUGGGGUCAAGAUACUUUUGUAUCUGGUGGAGUUGACACCAAUGACAUUUGGACCUGCUUAUCAUUUUCUUCUGAGUGAGAUACCACAUGCCAAAAUAAUAUAUACUUCAUAGACCUCUUCUAGUUCUAAUUCACUAUAGCAUUCUCUUUAUUCAUUUGUAAACAUUCUCAAUUUCAUUUUAAGACAAUGAACUUGGAAGAGAAGUCUGAUUGGCAUAGACUGCAGCACACAUGAUAUGCAGGUUUGGGCGCAUGUUUCAUCACUGAACUAUCAGACAGUUACAAAUUGACAGAGGAGAAUGGGAAUUCGAUGAUUCUAUUGGAUUUAAUAUAUUAAGCAAGUAAUACUACUUACAUAUUUGUAGCUUAAUAGGGCAUUAUCAUAAGUACAGAAACUAAAACUUGCAUAUUUCUUCAACAUUGUGUCAGAUAAACUGUUUUACAGUUCUGUUGUUUUAGCCUUGUUGCAUACCAACUCCCAAAAUACAUUUUUUUUGUUUUUUUGAUCAAAAGGAAAAAAAUUGUUUUGAAAUAAAAACUUGUUUGUUUUUUUUUUAAAGUGGUAUAUGUUAUUAGUUACCAUUAGCAUCUGCUCUUAUAAAAGGGCAGUGACUGUAAUAGAUAAUACUGUAACUCAGUAGACUUGGUGAAUGUCUUGCAAGCUUAUGUCAAGUGGCCUCAAAAAAUGAAAAGAUAGAAUAAACUAGCAGCUGUAUCCUCUCUUGUAGGAAACCAACAAUAAACCAUUGUGGCAACAUUCAUCAGUUAAAUUUCCGAGCUUCAUGUUAUGCAAAGAAUAAAUCCUGCUGUUAUACAUGUGACAGUGACUGUGCUGAAAAUUCAGCUGUUCCACACAACCGUUGUAUAUCUUGUAAAUUGAUGUUUAAAGAUAGUUUUGUUCUUAUAGAAAGUGUUGACUGCCAGGUUGCUUAUAGCACUUUAAAUUAUUCUGAAAAUGAAAUUACCAGCCAAGUAUGUUGGCUUAAAUAGUUUUAGUUAUAUAACUUAAAAAUACCUAGUUCUUUUGGGAGAAGUCUAGAUAAUUAUCUAAAGAAAGCAUAAUGAAUGCUAAUCAAAAUCUAUGGUGUUCUAUGACAUGUUGUUUCUGAAGAUGGAUAGAAACACAGGGCAUCAUUUCCUCGUCUGUGUAUAGCUCUCAUUACAAGUUAGGUAAUAGUGUCUAGGUUAAAUGUUUAUAAUAUAGGGAAUUGUAAAUAAAUGUAUCUGUUCCCCUUUGGUCUUCCACAGCAGUAUUAUUGUCUUUGUGGAGGUGACUAAUCAUAAAUCUUUAAAACAUCCUGUAAUCGAUUUCAACUACAACAUAGUCAUAGAGAUGUAUACCAAAUAAAAUUAAAUGCAUAAAUGCAAA
Peromyscus leucopus (white-footed mouse) is the source of this 5542-nucleotide messenger RNA. It is a transcript of the gene Oxr1, whose product is annotated as oxidation resistance 1. The record is from RefSeq and is a predicted model, not a curated record. NCBI's taxonomy places the organism in Eukaryota, Metazoa, Chordata, Mammalia, Rodentia, Cricetidae. The transcript has 15 exons. Gene Ontology annotation, cellular component: nucleus. Gene Ontology annotation, biological process: response to oxidative stress. Bases 1371 to 3785 code for a protein of 804 amino acids.